Pseudophryne corroboree (corroboree frog) is the source of this 2241-nucleotide messenger RNA. RefSeq lists its product as uncharacterized. The transcript has a single exon. The record is from RefSeq and is a predicted model, not a curated record. NCBI's taxonomy places the organism in Eukaryota, Metazoa, Chordata, Amphibia, Anura, Myobatrachidae. The coding region runs from base 1 to 2241 and encodes 746 amino acids.
AUGCCACAUAUCAUUUUAAUCAUUAUCAUCACUCACAGCCCACCUUCAUCACUCACAGCCCACCGUCAUCACCCGCAGCCCACUGUCAUCACCCAGAGCCCACCUUCAUCACCCACAGCCCACCUUCAUCACCCAUAUCCCACCGUCAUCAGCCACAGCCCACCAUCGUCACCAACAGCCCACCGUCAUCACCCACAUCCCACCGUCAUCAGCCACAGCCCACCUUCAUCAGCCACAGCCCACCUUCAUCAGCCACAGCCCACCUUCAUCACCCACAGCCCACCAUCAUCAGCCACAGCUCACCGUCAUCACCCGCAGCCCACCGUCAUCACCCACAGCCCACCGUCAUCACCCACAGCUCACCGUCAUCACCCACAGCUCACCGUCAUCACCCACAGCCAUCAGCCACAGCCCACCUUCAUCACCCACAGCCCACCAUCAUCACUCACAGCCCACCGUCAUCAGCCACAGCCCACCAUCAUCAGCCACAGCCCACCAUCAUCAGCCACAGCCCACCAACAUCAGCCACAGCCCACCAUCAUCACCCACAGCCCACCAUCAUCACCCACAGCCCACCGUCAUCAGCCACAGCCCACCAUCAUCAGCCACAGCCCACCGUCAUCAGCCACAGCCCACCAUCAUCAGCCACAGCCCACCUUCAUCACCCACAGCCCACCAUCACCACCCACAGCCCACCGUCAUCAGCCACAGCCCACCGUCAUCAGCCACAGCCCACCAUCAUCACCCACAGCUCACCGUCAUCACCCACAGCCCACCAUCAUUACCCACAGCCCACCAGCAUCACCCACCGUCAUCACCCACAGCCACCGUCAUCACCCACAGCCCACCAUCAUCACUCACAGCCCACCGUCAUCAGCCACAGCCCACCAUCAUCAGCCACAGCCCACCAUCAUCAGCCACAGCCCACCAACAUCAGCCACAGCCCACCAUCAUCACCCACAGCCCACCAUCAUCACCCACAGCCCACCGUCAUCAGCCACAGCCCACCAUCAUCAGCCACAGCCCACCGUCAUCAGCCACAGCCCACCAUCAUCAGCCACAGCCCACCUUCAUCACCCACAGCCCACCAUCACCACCCACAGCCCACCGUCAUCAGCCACAGCCCACCAUCAUCACCCACAGCCCACCAUCAUCACCCACAGCCCACCAUCAUCACCCGCCGUCAUCACCCACAGCCACCGUCAUCACCCACAGCCCACCAUCACCACCCACAGCCCACCGUCAUCAGCCACAGCCCACCGUCAUCACCCACAGCCCACCAUCAUUACCCACAGCCCACCUUCAUCACCCACCGUCAUCACCCACAGCCACCGUCAUCACCCACAGCCCACCAUCAUUACCCACAUCCCACCUUUAUCACCCACCGUCAUCACCCGCAGCCCACCUUCAUCACCCGAGCCCACCUUCAUCACCCACAGCCCACCAUCAUCACCCAUAGCCCACCGUCAUCAGCCACAGCCCACCAUCAUCACCCACAGCCCACCAUCAUCACCCACAGCCCACCAUCAUCACCCGCCGUCAUCACCCACAGCCACCGUCAUCACCCACAGCCCACCAUCACCACCCACAGCCCACCGUCAUCAGCCACAGCCCACCGUCAUCACCCACAGCCCACCAUCAUUACCCACAGCCCACCUUCAUCACCCACCGUCAUCACCCACAGCCCACCAUCAUUACCCACAGCCCACCUUCAUCACCCACCGUCAUCACCCGCAGCCCACCUUCAUCACCCGAGCCCACCUUCAUCACCCACAGCCCACCAUCAUCACCCAUAGCCCACCGUCAUCACCCACAGCCCACCAUCAUCACCCACAGCCCACCAUCAUCACCCACAGCCCACCGUUAUCACCCACAGCCCACCAUCAUCAGCCACAGCUCACCGUCAUCACCCACAGCUCACCAUCAUUACCCACAGCCCACCAUCAUCACCCACAGCCCACCGUUAUCACCCACAGCCCACCAUCAUCAGCCACAGCUCACCGUCAUCACCCACAGCUCACCAUCAUUACCCACAGCCCACCAUCAUCAGCCACAGCCCACCGUUAUCACCCACAGCCCACCAUCAUCAGCCACAGCUCACCGUCAUCACCCACAGCCCACCUUCAUCACCCACCGUCAUCACCCACAGCCACCGUCAUCACCCACAGCCCACCAUCAUUACCCACAUCCCACCUUCAUCACCCACCGUCAUCACCCGCAGCCCACCAUCAUCACCCAUAG